Gadus macrocephalus (Pacific cod) is the source of this 1063-nucleotide messenger RNA. It is a transcript of the gene cyb5a, whose product is annotated as cytochrome b5. Gene Ontology annotation, cellular component: intracellular membrane-bounded organelle; membrane. Bases 164 to 580 code for a protein of 138 amino acids. The record is from RefSeq and is a predicted model, not a curated record. The transcript is spliced from 5 exons. NCBI's taxonomy places the organism in Eukaryota, Metazoa, Chordata, Actinopteri, Gadiformes, Gadidae. Gene Ontology annotation, molecular function: heme binding.
CGGUUCGUAACUCCACAAACACACCACCAAACUUCGGCUCUCUGCUCUGAACUGGGUUAAAUGUCGCGUCGCGAAUGUGCAAAGUCACCCUUCCUAAGUAUCUCUACGAUUGUAUAACUAGAAAGACUUAUAGUCACGUUUCGACUGCGGUUGUGACUUAAAAAUGGGGGGAAAGACGGAAAACGAGCAAGAGGCUGUCAAAUACUACCGACUGUCAGAGAUCGAGGAGCAGAAUACCUUCAAAUCAACAUGGAUUAUCAUCAACAAUAAUGUGUACGAUGUCACCAAGUUUCUGGAGGAGCACCCUGGGGGUGAGGAGGUUCUGAGGGAGCAGGCGGGCGGGGACGCCACCGAGAGCUUCGAGGACGUUGGCCAUUCGACCGACGCCAGGGAAAUGGCGGCCGACAUGAAGAUUGGAGAGCUGCACCCGGAGGACAGAGAAAAGAUCGUUAAACCACAGGACCCAUAUCUGAACGUAGCCACCGUGCAAACGAGUUCCUGGACUAGCUGGUUGAUCCCCCUCCUGGCGGCACUGGCUGCCACCCUGCUGUACCGCACGUGUACCGCAGAGCAGCAGUGACCUCACGUACGCCCCAAUCACCAACUGAAUGGGUACAUUCCACAGUCCGUCCGUCCCCGUCCCCCUGAACCAAGAUGGCCGCUAUCUGGAGAUGGGACCAUGUGCUUUAUUGAACACAGCGCCGCCAUGCAAGAGAAGUAAUGAUAUUCAUUGCCGGCUAUGUGAUUUGAUCAGGACAUUUUUCGAGCGUAGAAAUAGAGUUUCUAGAGGUUGGAUGAAGUUGUUUUCAUGGGAUUUGCGGUGGGAAGAUGCAAUGCACAAGAUGAGGAAGAUGUUCCUAUUCUAGGGUAAUUUCCAAGCUUAAUCAUGUAGAAACCACUGUAUUAUGACGUUGUAAAAUUUCACCCAUUUAUUAUCAUUUCAUGACUUAAAUAUGAAUGUCCUUUUUUAAUUCAAGAUUCUCAAGCAAUGCAAUGCAUCUAUAAUUUUCUACCAAUAUGUAUGUGUUUUUUGACACUAUUAAAAAAUGCAAUCUUCAACAAA